CUCAAGGACAGAACCGGUUCCAGCCGUCAGUCACUCAAGAAGUAUGUCAAGGCCAACAACACCAUCAACGCCGCCAGCGACACUAUGUUCGACUCUCUGUUCAACAAGGCCCUGAAGAGUGGUGUCGACAAGGGUGUCUUUGAGCAGCCCAAGGGUCCUUCUGGUGGCACCAAGCUAUCUAAGAAGUCCAAGCCUGCCGCUACCAAGCCGGCUGCCGCCAAGAAGGAAGGUGAGGAGAAGCUUGCCAAGAAGGCGGCUGCCCCGAAGAAGGAGGCUGCAACCAAGAAGGCGGCCGCACCAAAGCAGGCAGCUGCUCCCAAGAAGGAGGCUGCCGAGAAGAAGGCUGCCGAGAAGAAGGCUGCCGCCCCCAAGAAGGCUGCUGCCCCCAAGAAAGCUGCCGCUCCUAAGAAGACGGCCGCUAAGAAGGACGCUCCUGCUGUUGUUGACAAGCCCACCACCUUGACCAAGACCAAGUCGGGCAGAGUGGCGAAGACUUCGGCCAAGCCCGCCGCGGCAAAGAAGGCUGCUGCGCCUAAGAAGGCGGCUGCACCAAAGAAAGCUGCCGCGCCGAAGAAGGAGGCCAAGGCAGAGGCAGCAUCGUGA
Messenger RNA from Anthostomella pinea, 603 nucleotides. The record is from the annotation of a GenBank genome assembly. Lineage: Eukaryota; Fungi; Ascomycota; Sordariomycetes; Xylariales; Xylariaceae.